This is a messenger RNA of Geosmithia morbida, 1809 nucleotides long. Its product is annotated as Lipase (class 3). The transcript has a single exon. The record is from RefSeq and is a predicted model, not a curated record. The coding region runs from base 1 to 1809 and encodes 602 amino acids. Gene Ontology annotation, biological process: lipid metabolic process. NCBI's taxonomy places the organism in Eukaryota, Fungi, Ascomycota, Sordariomycetes, Hypocreales, Bionectriaceae.
AUGGGAUUCUUCACCAGGAGUAACAAGGCCAAGGAGCCCACAAAGAAACUCAAGUCGGCGUCGCUCACUGAGCCCCCCAACGUCUUUGUUCCCGUCUCACAACCCGUCUACAGUCAGCAGGUCAAUGCGUCAACUCCACAGCUGAGCGGCGGUCGUGGGAAGCAUGUGAACAAGAAGAAGAAGAAGAAGAAGAAGGAGCAAAAGCAGCAACCACCAGUACAAGCGCAGCUGCAACUACACCAACCGCCCCCGCAACAGCAACAGCAACAGCAGCAACAAAAUCAGGGCCAUCAUAUGUGCGGCCCCGUCGUCGUCAAUCAACAUUAUUACCUUGGUGGCCAACCCCCACAGAACCACUCCUCACAACCCUUGCCACUGCUGCCGCCACGACACCCCUACGCCGCCACCGUUGGUUUCUCAUCGUCAGUGGGAAACCUCGCGCAGAAUCUUAAGGUCGUGCCUAGUUGCGCCGAUGGCCUGACAGCCUGGUAUGACUAUAGCGCUGAUCUCGUGACAUCGACGGUAAACGCCUGCGAUGACAUCUCUCGCCGCCUCAACAGGGUUCUCACUCUGAUUGACGGAGAGCACCUGGCUGGCGACGAGGUGGACCUUUUUACGUGUCGGACCCAGGUCCCCGAGAGCUCGUCCUCUGAUAGUCGCAGGACGGAUGGAAAGAAGUCGUCCAAAGAUCGUGAUAGAUCUAAGAACAGGAACAAGGACAAGGCGCUGUCUGCCAGCCACGAUGUCUUUGACAAGGUGAAUGCGUAUGCCAAUUCACGGCUGCCCAAGGACCUUCCGCCGUUUGCCGUGCAGACGGCCACUUGGCAGCUGCUCUGCCUGGCAGCGAGAUACUCGCUGAGCGUCUACGACCGACCGUCGGGUGCGGAGCGGGAGACGCACGUGUCGUCGGACUGGCUGACGGGAACAAAGGCUAUGUGCAUCAAGUCGGUGCCCAUGGACGACAUGGAGACGAUUGUGUUUGCCGUCCGCGGCACGGCCAGCUUCAUGGACUGGGCCGUCAAUCUAAGGGUCGAGCCGAAACCCCCCACUGGCUUCCUCGACGACCCGGGAAACCUGUGCCACGCGGGGUUUCUCAGUGUGGCUCGCCACAUGAUCCGGCCGGUGGCGUUGCGGCUACGCCAGCUCUUGCGCGAGGACCCCUCGCGUUCCCGCUGCAGCCUUCUGAUCACUGGCCAUUCGGCCGGCGGUGCUGUGGCCUCGCUGCUUUACUCGCAUAUGCUGGCGCAGGCGGCCGAGUCGCAGAGCGAGCUGAGCCUGUUGACCGGUCGUUUCAAGAGGGUCCACUGCGUCACGUUCGGUACACCACCCGUCAGCGUCAUGCCCCUGGCUGGGCCGGAAUGCCCACAGCUACGGACCAACAGUCUCUUCCUGAGCUUUGUCAACGAGGGCGACCCCGUCACCCGCGCCGACAAGGGCUACGUCAAGAGUCUCCUGGAGCUUCUGGGCUCUCCGUCGCCGGAUGCAAAGCACAGCAGCAAGACGCGCCGGAAGAAGAGCAGCAACCCUGUUCCUUCUGCUGCCAAACCUGUCUGGCCGGUCCCGCCAUGCACCCUGAGCAACGCGGGCACGAUCGUUGUCAUGCGGGGACACCACCACCAUCGUCGACCGUCCGGUCAUCGCAUGGCUACCUUGAACCAUCGCCUGGAGCAGGGCGUCGCGGCUCAUGUGUGUCGGGAGGACCAGCUGCGUGGCGUCAUCUGGAGUGAGCCCAUGGCCCACCUCAUGCAGCUCUAUGCCGGGAGGAUUGAGAGCCUUGCUGUGCAGGCUGUCACGGGCAAGUAUGAUUGA